CGGGGUUUCAGCCAAAAGCGGUACCGGAGCAGCGCCUAUUAGAGUUGUCCUCACCGUCACGGCCGGUUCCUCCUCCAAGAUCCAUUCAUUAGAUUUUUUUCAUUCACGAAAGUAGUGAGGCCUGGUUGAAAGCCAUGGAGAGCGCUCUCCCUGCCGCCGGUUUCCUGUACUGGGUGGGCGCGGGCACCGUGGCCUACCUGGCCCUGCGCAUCUCGUGCUCGCUCUUCAUGGCUCUUCGGGUCUGGGGUUUGGGUCACGAGCCUGGGGUCGGACCAGGGCUCGGUGAAUGGGCAGUUGUCACAGGUAGUACUGAUGGAAUUGGGAAAUCAUAUGCAGAAGAGUUAGCAAAGUGUGGGAUGAAGCUCGUCCUUAUCAGCAGGUCACAGGAUAAGCUUAACCAGGUCUCCAGUGAAAUAAGAGAAAAAUACAAAGUGGAAACAAGGACCAUUGCUGUUGACUUUGCAUCAGAAGAUAUUUAUGAUAAAAUUAAAACAAGCUUGGCAGGUCUUAAAAUUGGUGUUUUAGUGAACAACGUGGGAAUGUCAUAUGAGUAUCCCGAAUACUUUCUGGAAAUUCCUGACUUGGACAAUGCCAUCAAGAAACUGAUAAAUAUUAAUAUUCUUUCUGUUUGUAAGAUGACAAGAUUGGUGCUGCCUGGCAUGGUAGAAAGAUCUAAAGGGACAAUUCUGAACAUAUCCUCUGCCUCUGGCAUGAGGCCAACUCCACUGUUGACCAUCUACUCUGCAACCAAGGCUUUUGUAGAUUUCUUCUCUCGGUGCCUCCAUGAGGAAUAUAGGAGCAAGGGCAUCUUUGUGCAGAGUGUCCUGCCAUACUUUGUAGCUACGAAAAUGACGAAAAUCCGAAAGCCAACUUUGCAGACACCUUCUCCAGAGAUGUUUGUGAAGUCUGCAAUGAAAACAGUGGGUUGGAAAUCCCGAACCAAUGGAUACCCGGUCCAUUCUCUUAUGGGUACAAUAAUCUCAACCUUGCCUUCGUGGUUAUAUUUUAAUGUCAUCAUGCGUUCUGUCAAGUCUACGCGGGCUCGCUAUCUGAGGAAGGCCAAGAAGAACUAAGCAUUGAUAAGCGCAUGGAGUGACGUGGCUGGAUGCUCCAGCCUGGGCACGUUCAUUGCGAGUCGCCCACCAGCUCCAAGAGCUUCAGCUGUCAUUUGAAUCGUUACUAAUAGGGCUAAAUGUGGUCAGAAUUGGCAAGAAAGCAGAAAUUUCUUUCAGGAGUUCCUGGCAUAUAUUCUGGAUGCUACUAGGAAUUAUUUUGAAGUUUAACAUAAAUGCUCAUAUCAAUUGGAUAUAGAAUUAAUAUUAGCAAGAACAGCUUAAUAGGCAGAAGCAGGAUGAUAACAAAUCAUAGAAUGAUAGAGUCCACAUUUUCAUCUGGCCCCAAAUGCCAAUGAUGAUGAUUCUUGUAUUUCCUCUGAAACAUUCUUUAAAAAGUCAUGGCCAGCUACUCUUUCUUGUUUUUAACACUUUCAGGGGUGGAGGUCAAUUGCCUCUCUUAUGGGAGGACAUCCUGCAAUGUACAUAGCUCUUUGUGAGGUUCUCUAAAAGCAUGUCCCAGUUUAUACAUUUAUACAGAACUGUUCUUUCUCAAAGGUAGCUAGCUAAUGACACAAAAAUAAUUCAUGAAAUAGGGAAUUUUUGACCCACGAAGCCCAUGAAAAUAUGGUUUUCUCUAAUACAUUUUCUUCUCAGUUAAAUGUAUGUAAAUACUGAAUGCUAUAUGGUAUGAUUUACAAAGAAAACAGGACCAAAUGUACAUUAGACUGGCAGCCACCGAUGGUGUCGCUGAAGCCUGACCCAGGAAAGCAGCCUGCUUGGACCUAGGCACUAGUUUCCACACUGCAUUAAUGCCGCUUACAGCUGUGCCAACAGGCUACUCGUAGAACAGUAAUGAUAUCAGAGAAGUGGCAUAUAUUUUUUAAUUGGUACCCUAUAGAUACUGAUAUAAUUACUUCUAAUGAAAGAUGAUACAACCAUGGUGUUGAUUGAAAAUAUAUUUCUUUGGUGCUGGAAAUUAAGACCCCCCUUUACCCUGGCUUAAUGGAAAUUAAGACUUACUUUUAUCCUGCUACAUAACUUGUUUGGGGAAAGGGCCAAGCAAUAAGUCAAUGUUGGGAAACAUGCAACCGGGAAAGUAGGUCUUUACCUAGGCUGUGGUUCCAAGGCUCUGAGUUUUCAGCACCAGUAAAUUCAGGGGGAGAAAAAAAAUUAAAUUGGGUGGUUUAUGUGUUCCUAGCUUUUAAUUUUGUCAGCUAACGACGUAAAACAAAAACAGAAAAACCAAAUUACCAUCAUUAUAUAAAACACAAGACCUUUCAGCAUACAGAAAGUAGGAAGAACAUAAUUUCAGAAUAAGGAAUAGUCAUUUAAAUUGAAUAAAUUUAACUCUAUGAAAACCA
Rhinolophus ferrumequinum (greater horseshoe bat) is the source of this 2416-nucleotide messenger RNA. RefSeq names its product hydroxysteroid 17-beta dehydrogenase 12 (gene HSD17B12). Gene Ontology annotation, cellular component: endoplasmic reticulum. Gene Ontology annotation, molecular function: oxidoreductase activity. The record is from RefSeq and is a predicted model, not a curated record. Bases 135 to 1073 code for a protein of 312 amino acids. Lineage: Eukaryota; Metazoa; Chordata; Mammalia; Chiroptera; Rhinolophidae. The transcript has 11 exons.